AAAUCAAUCCAGGUGCCAGACGAGGCCUGAAGGGAAAAAGGAUAGAGGAGAAGGAGAGAGCCCCGUGCUCCGCUAAACACAGUGGUUAUUUGACAAAAGUGGUAAACAAGGCAACGAAGCCGCUUGGGGAAACGGACGAACCUCUUGACGACGUCGUUGUCGAUAUCGUCCUGUUGCCCGGGGCGCGCGGUUGGGAGGAAUUUCAAGCCAACAUCGAAGCCUAGAAGUCCAAAUUAAUUAGUUUGCAACUUUGCUUUGAAGCCUCACGGUGUUACAUUCUUGUGUGAAGAUGCAAGGUUGAAGUGCUAGAUUGAAUUAACAAAAAUAUAUAAUUUCAAAAGAUUAAGGAGCCACUCGAUCCUGAAGAUUUCAUACUGAAAGUUGAAUAUGUUCUCUAUUGCGGCUAUCAAUGAUACGGACUCCAGAAGUCGGUGGGAACCACUUGCUCCAACAAAGGAAGCCCAGGAAUUUCAUCUGUCUCAAACUUAUCAUGAAGGACUUCUUAAGCUACAAUCAAAAGAAUAUGAAAAGGCUCGGGAGCUUUUAGAAUGUGUUCUCAAAGAUCCUCUUAUAGCUAAUGCGCAAGUGGAUGGCAGUGCCAGUGAUGAUCAUAUUUUGCAACUCAGGUUUUUGGCAUUGAAGAACCUAGCCUCCGUUUUUCUUCAGCAAGGUUCUGCUCAUUAUGAGAAUGCACUCCAUUGUUAUCUUCAAGCUGUGGAUAUUGACUCUAAAGAUUCUGUUGUCUGGAACCAACUGGGAACAUUGUCAUGCUCAAUGGGUGUAUUGAGUAUUUCACGGUGGGCAUUUGAGCAAGGCCUUGUGUGUAGCCCUAAUAACUGGAAUUGCAUGGAAAAACUUUUGGAAGUUCUUAUCGCUAUUGGCGAUGAGGUUGCAUGCCUUUCUGUUGCAGAAUUAAUUCUGAGGCAUUGGCCAUCACAUUCUCGUGCUUUGUAUGUUAAAAACACCAUUGAAGAGUCAGAACCGUUGCCAUUUGCUCCUAGAGGCAUAGACAAGCUGCAACCUAAACAUGUACGGCUUAAAUUUCCAAACAAGAGAAAGGCUACUGAUGAAAAUCUGGAUGAGGUUGUUGCAUUUAAGAAACUGAACCAGAAUGUAGAAAUUCACCUAACAGAAGCUUCCUGGGUGGCUCUUGCUGAUGCACUGCUGGAUAUCUUAUUUCCAUUGAAUGCUCAAAGUUCUGAUACAGAGCAUGAAAAAGCAAGCAAAUCUGGGGACAUCAGAUUGAGCAUGUUCAUAUCCUGUUCAGAAAAUGGUAUGAACUCUGUGAUUGGGAAAGGGCCUAGUGGUGACAAUAUUGCUUUUGGUGAUGGUAACAUAGAAAGCCCAGGUGCCCUUAAAGGAAAGGAAGCAAAUUCCCAAGAAGAACAACCACAUGAGAGGCGAAGUUCUCGUUUAGAAAGGCUCAGGAGUCGUAAACCAGGGAAAGAAGAAUCAGAUUCUUCAUGUGGCAAGGACCAUGCUCGGGUUGUCAGUCAAUAUCUAGAAUCUUUUGUUUCUGGUGAAUUGGUUGGCAGAGAUUCUCUUGAUACUUCUACAACAUCCAAGACAGUAGAUAUUGAAUCAAAUGAAGUUUCUAGAUUUGUAAGAGAAACCUCACAAAACUAUGGUGCUUACCACGUGGGACACCUGCUUUUAGAGAAAAUUGCAAGACAAAGCCUUAGGUAUCAAGAUGCAUUUGUCAAAUUCCUGGAGUUGGAGAAAUUGACAAGGCAUUGGGGAAAGGAAAGAACUGCUGAAUGUAACCUUUUUCUUGCGGAACUGUAUUAUGACCUGGGGUUGUGCUCUCCCUGUGGUUCUGAGCAGUCAAAGUUUAUGUCAGACUCAUCUUAUCAUCUCUGUAAGAUCAUAGAGUCUAUAGCUCUAGACUAUCCUUUUCACUUGACUCAUGAGUUGAAGAAGGAAGGUUGUUCUUUGGCUACCAUUGCCUCUGUCGACGAUAAUUCAGACAGCUCACUUCUAAUGGAAAACAAUUCUUUUUGGGUUCGAUUCUUCUGGUUGAGUGGGAGAUUGUCUAAUUUUGAUGGUGACAAGGCAAAAGCUUGCGAAGAAUUAUGCACUUGUUUGUCACUCUUGGCAAAGAGGCAAAGUUUGAACGAUUCCCUAUGUAAAGUUUGCUGCCCACAUUGUAAGAUUAUAAAAGAGCUAAGCAUUGAUAGAGUUCUUUAUGAAAUUAAUAUAUUAAAGGUCAAUUUCUUGAUGGAGAAAUCAGUCAAUAAGUUGGUUGAAAGAGAAAUGUAUUCAGAGUGUGUACCCUUGCUUUCUCCACUUCUCUUCUCUACAAAGGAUGUCUACAUUGAUUCAUUGUCUUUAACUGUAGCGGAUAAAAAAGAUGAAAAGAUAACCUCAGUUGAACUAAUGGCUCUAGAUGUUCUAAUAGAAGCAUGUCAGAAGUCAAAGCCAAUGGAUAUGGAGCUCUAUUUAAAUUGUCAUCAUAGAAAGUUGCAAAUACUGAUGGCUAUUGCAGGGCUGAAUAUGUGUACUACAUCAUUUAAAUCUUCCCAUCAAACUCUAGGCAUUAGUACUCCUCCUAAUGUUGAUACUGCUUCAAAGGAAGGUUCAAGUAAGCACUGUAGUCUAUUGGUUGCCGAGGAAGUAAAAGAACUCUCUGACUGUGUCUCAAAAGUGAAGAAAGUUAUUGAUCAAUGUAGAGAUUCUAAUGGCAUUAUUGGUCCAAUAAGCAGUAUUUGUCAGAUUCAAUCUCUGCUCCAGUCAGUCAUGAGCUAUUUUGCGAACAUACUUGUCUGCGACAAAGCCCCUGGAGUGGUGAUUUCUGAUCAAGCUGAGAGCAGCUGUUUUGUUGAUGCAGCCAUUGUAUUUUGUAAACUUCAGCAUUUUAACCCAAAUGUACCUAUUAAAACUCAGGUUGAUUUAAUUGUUGCAAUACAUGACUUGCUUGCUGAGUAUGGGCUUUGCUGUGCGGGUGAAGGUGGCAAAGGUGAAGAAGGAACAUUUCUUAGAUUUGCAAUAAAGCAUCUAUUGAUCUUGGAUAUGAGGCUUAAAUCCAGCUUUAACCCUAAAAAGAAAGAGCUAAUGCAGCGGGAUGAGAAGGCAUCCCAAAACAACGUUGUUAAUGUGUCUGCAGAAGAAUUGAAGACUUAUAAAUUAGAUCUUCAGAAAGAUUGGGCCAAAAUAGGUGAAAUGGGAUCUGAGGAGAAGGAUGAUCAUGAAGGAAUAAUAUCCAAGGGCAUUUUAUCCCACAAAAUCCAUAAUAAAGACAGUAAGAAGGUAGAGGGUGACAAUCUUGGAGAUGCAGGGUCUGAAAGUAAGCUAAGCAAAAGCGAAAUGGUAAGCAAUCCUUUGAUUGAAUGUGGUAAUGAGCUUACCGAAGAUGAAAGGGAAGAACUUGAGUCAAAAAUUGACAAUGCCUUAGAUCAGUGCUUUUUCUGCUUAUAUGGAUUAAAUCUGCGAUCUGAUUCAUCUUAUGAAGAUGAUAUAGUGAUGCACAAAAAUACAAGCCGGGGAGACUAUCAGACCAAGGAACAGUGUGCUGAUGUUUUCAAGUAUGUUCUUCCCUAUGCAAAAGCAUCGUCUAGAACUGGAUUAGUGAAGCUUCGAAGAGUUUUGAGAGCUAUUAGGAAGCAUUUCCUGCAGCCACCAGAAGAUGUCUUGGCUGGAAACCCCAUAGACAAGUUCUUAGAUGAUUCUGAUCUAUGUGAAGAUAAACUCUCAGAUGAGGCUGGGUCAAAUGGAUUCCUGGAAACUAUUACUAGGAUCAUUUUUCCUGAUGCAGGAGGUCUCACACAGUAUAACACAUUAUUAUGUGGGAGGUCCGAACCGUAUUUGGAGGUCUAUUGUAACUUGUAUUAUUUCCUUGGUCUGUCUGAGGAAAUGAGUGCAACAGAUAAAUGGCCUGGCUUUGUAUUGACCAAGGAAGGGGAAGAAUUCGUUGAACAAAAUGCCAACCUUUUCAAAUAUGAUUUAAUGUAUAAUCCUCUUCGCUUUGAAAGUUGGCAGCGUCUUGCAAACAUUUAUGAUGAGGAAGUAGAUUUGCUGCUGAAUGAUGGUAGCAAACACAUUAAUGUAGCAGGAUGGAGGAAGAAUACUACUUUACCCCAAAGAGUGGAAACAAGUCGUAGGAGGAGUAGACGGUGCCUGCUAAUGAGCUUAGCUCUGGCAAAGACAUCUGAUCAGCAGUGUGAAAUACAUGAGUUAUUGGCGUUGGUAUACUAUGACAGCCUCCAAAAUGUCGUGCCUUUUUAUGAUCAGAGGUCUGUUUUGCCUUCAAAGGAUGCAGCAUGGAUGAUGUUUUGUGAAAACUCAAUGAAACAUUUUAAGAAGGCCUUUGCACUUAAACAAGAUUGGUUGCAUGCAUUUUACUUGGGCAAACUUAGUGAAAAACUUGGAUAUUCACAUGAAACCUCAUUAUCAUAUUACAACAAAGCUAUUUCAUUGAAUACGUCAGCUGUAGAUCCUGUCUACAGAAUGCAUGCCUCACGCCUGAAGCUACUCUUUAAGUAUGGAAAACAAAGUUUGGAGAUUCUUAAGGUUCUUUCAGCACACUCUUUUAAUCAAUCUGCAAAAGAAGCUGUCAUUAAUAUCCUCAGUGACAUGGAUGAAUCAUUAACAAGUGCAAAGGAAAAAUGUGUACAAGUCAAUUCUGUGGAGAUAAGGCAUGAAGGACUGCUCAAAUUGGAUAGGGCAUGGUCCAUUCUUUACAAUGACUGCCUCUCUGCCCUUGAGACUUGUGUGGAGGGGGAUCUUAAACAUUUCCACAAGGCCAGAUACAUGCUGGCUAUAGGGAUUUAUAAAAGGGGUGACAGUGGUGAUAUAGAGAGGGCAAAAGAUCAGCUAUCUUUCUGCUUCAAGUCAUCACGUUCUUCCUUUACAAUAAAUAUGUGGGAAAUUGAUAGCAUGGUAAAAAAAGGAAGGCGAAAAACACCAAGUUCUGCUGGGAACAAGAAAGCCCUUGAGGUUAAUUUGCCAGAAAGUUCACGGAAGUUUAUUACUUGCAUCCGUAAGUAUGUGCUGUUUUAUCUCAAGCUUCUGGAGGAAACUGGAGAUAGAUGUACUCUAGAGCGUGCAUAUAAUUCUCUUCGGGCAGAUAAGAGGUUUUCUUUAUGUAUUGAAGAUCUUGUGCCAGUGGCCAUUGGAAGGUAUGUAAAGGCUCUGAUUUCAACUAUGCAUCAUUCUCAGACUGCUGGCUCCCGUUCAGCAGGCUGUUUUGACCAUGUGCUUGAGAGGCUGUUUACUUUGUUCAUGGAGCAAGGGAAUUUAUGGCCAGAGAUAUGCUGCUUGCCUGAAAUUAAGAGCCCGGAUACAUCUGAGAGUAUUUUGUAUGGAUAUCUUCACGAAUAUAUCGUGUCAUUAGAAGAAAAUGGAAGACUGGAAACUCUUGAAGCAAUAAAUGAGAAAAUUCGCAAACGUUUCAAAAACCCAAAGUUGGCGAACAGUAAUUGUGCAAAAGUUUUCAGGCAUGCUUCUGCUGCAUGGUGCCGAUGUCUUGUAUAUAACUUGUCGCAGAUCACUCAAUUAUCAAGUGAAUUCUCACACGAGAACAAGGCCCUUCUUUUGACAGAAGGUGGUAUGGACAACAGCCAGUUGCUGUGUGUUGAUCUGCAGACACAUGAAUUAUGGAGUACAGCUCUUGAAGAACCAAUUCACCAAGAAAAAAUUGAAAAAAAAUGGAGUGCCAUUUUAUCAAAAAUCAAGAAUACAGUUAUCAAGAAAGCUUUUGAUGAUAAUUUGGAGGCUGCAAACACUUUGCUCAGAGCCUCCUACAAUUUUUACCGUGAGAGUUCUUCUGUAUUUAUUGGCUCUGGUGUCAAGCUUUAUCUAAUUCCACCUCAAUUGGCAACUGAAGCACAGUUCCACCCAAGUAUGCAUGGGAUUGAAGCGCUUGAUCUUAGCAUCCCAAGGAAGCUUCUCUUGUGGGCUUUUGCACUAUUGUAUGGUCGCAGUGCUAAUAUCUCAGUUGUUGUAAAGCAUUGUGAAGAAAUUACAAAGUCAAAGAUGAAAAGAGGAAGUGGAAUUUCAUAUUCAUUUUCAAAUGUGGCAGCUGCCACUCCAACUGUUACAGGCAGCGGGAAAGAGGGAGCAAAUUCUGCUGGAUGCAUUGAUGUAACUCCUACACAUGUGACAACAGUGGGGUCUGGGUCAUUGUCUGGCCACAAUACCGCUAAUUCAGUAAUUUUGCGUUCUCCCUCUGAUGAGAUUCAAAAGAGUCUAUUUGAUUCUCCCCAACUGCAACAUUGCAACGCCAUGGCGGAAAGGAGCAAUUCGAUGACACUUGAAGGAGAUCCGUAGAGCUUGACUUCAUAUGAAUAGAAUGCAUCCAAUUACUGGAGUGGAAGAUGUCCUGUCACUCCAGGGAAAAGCAUGAACAGUAUCGUGUACAAUUUGUAGAUCUUGCUGUGAUAUAUAAUUAAAAUGUAAAUAAUGUAUCAGAGUUAUACGCUUAUGUCUUAAAUAGACCACACCAUCGUAUUUGAAAAUGAUGGCUGCAGCUUUCCUUGUGGUUGCAACGUCCUCCAAUUCUUCCUUAUUUUCCCUUUUAAUUUGUUAUGUGACAUUAAAGAGAAUUAAGAGAAUAUAUCUAGGUAUUCUGUUUUUGUUA
Molecule: messenger RNA, 6574 nt
Organism: Prosopis cineraria
Lineage: Eukaryota; Viridiplantae; Streptophyta; Magnoliopsida; Fabales; Fabaceae
Product: calcineurin-binding protein 1
Exons: 19
Coding region: 388-6264 (1958 amino acids)
Biological process (GO): chromatin organization
Cellular component (GO): nucleus
Molecular function (GO): protein binding; nucleosome binding
Source: RefSeq, a predicted model, not a curated record